CAGAGGCGAGGAGCUGUCCGCCUUGCACGUUUCCAAUCGCAUUACGUGAACAAAUAGCGGAGGGGCUGCCGGGCCAGAACUGCUUGUGUAACUUUGCAAACGUGCCAGAAAGUUUAAAAUCUCUCCUCCUUCCUUCACUCCAGACGCUGCCCGCUCGCCGGGGCCGCCGCGCCGCUCCCCGUCGCCUUCCAGAAGGACUGGGAAAGAGGAGACAGGCGGGUGCCACGUCCCAGCAGCCGCCUCUACAGGACAAGGGUCUGCAGCCCACCCUUGGCCCUGCUUGUAGUGACUGAGUUACCCGCGCUCCGCCCGCCUCCCUGGUUGAAGAUUUCUCCCUCCUUCACGUGAUCUGGGCCCCGUUUUUCUUUUCUCCGACCUAGUCCUCCCGGAGUGGGGACAAUCAGGCAAAGGGAGCGAUGCGCUUCGCCUGGACCGCGCUCCUGCUCGGGCCCCUGCAGCUCUGCGCGCUCCUGCGCUGCGCCCCGCCGGCCGCCGGCCAGCAGCAGCCCCCUCGCCAGCAGCCGCCGGCUCCGGCCGCCUGGCGCCAGAGGAUCCAAUGGGAGAACAACGGGCAGGUGUUCAGCCUGCUGAGCCUGGGCUCGCAGUACCAGCCGCAGCGCCGACGGGACCCGGGCACCACCGCCCCGGGCGCUGCCAACGCCGCAGCCCCGCAGCCGCGCACGCCGAUCCUGCUGCUCCGCAACCGCACGGCGGCAGCACGCGAGCGCACUGCAGGCAUGUCGGGGGUCGCCGGCCGACCCAGACCCGCCGCCCGCCAUUGGUUCCAAGCUGGCUACUCGUCGUCCGGGGCCCGCGACGCUGGGGACUCGCGCGACGGCAACCGGACGGCUCCCGGAGAGCGCCCGACGCUCAGUAACCUGCAGCCGCCCAGCCGCGUAGACGGCAUGGUGGGCGACGACCCGUACAACCCCUACAAGUACUCCGACGACAACCCCUAUUACAACUACUACGACACGUACGAAAGGCCCCGGCCCGGGAGCAGGUACCGGCCCGGAUACGGCACCGGCUAUUUCCAGUACGGUCUCCCGGACCUGGUGCCAGACCCGUACUACAUCCAGGCGUCCACGUACGUGCAAAAGAUGGCCAUGUACAACCUGAGAUGCGCUGCGGAGGAAAACUGCUUGGCCAGCACAGCAUACAGAGCAGAUGUCAGAGAUUAUGAUCACAGGGUGCUGCUAAGAUUCCCCCAAAGAGUGAAAAACCAAGGGACAUCAGAUUUCUUACCAAGCCGACCGAGAUAUUCCUGGGAAUGGCACAGUUGUCACCAACAUUACCACAGCAUGGAUGAAUUCAGCCACUAUGACCUACUUGAUGCUGGUACCCAGAGGAGAGUGGCUGAAGGCCACAAAGCCAGUUUCUGUCUUGAGGACACAUCCUGUGACUAUGGCUACCACAGGCGAUUUGCAUGUACUGCGCAUACACAGGGGUUGAGUCCUGGCUGUUAUGAUACCUAUAAUGCAGACAUAGACUGCCAGUGGAUUGACAUUACGGAUGUAAAACCUGGAAACUACAUUCUAAAGGUCAGUGUGAACCCCAGCUACCUGGUGCCUGAAUCGGACUAUUCCAACAACGUUGUGCGCUGUGAAAUCCGCUACACGGGACACCAUGCCUAUGCCUCGGGCUGCACGAUUUCGCCGUAUUAGAAAGCAAGCCAAAACUCCUAAUGGAUAAAUCAGUGCCUGGUGUUCUGAAGUGGGAAAAAAUAGAUUAACUUCAGUAGGAUUUAUAGAUUUUGAAAGAGAGAACAGAAAGCAACAAAGGAAUUUUUGUUUGGACUGUUUUAUAACAAAGCACAUAACUGGAUUUUGAACAUUUAAAUUGGCAUUACUUGGGAAAUUUUUAAUAUUAUUCAUAUUACUUUGUGAAUGAACACAGUGUUUCCAUUCUGUAGAUGUACACUUUGGCUCUUUGAAGGAAAUCCAAAUUUGUUAUGCUCCUUUGGAAAUUAUAGUGUAAAAGGGAAAAUAACAUUUUAGUGAAUGAACCAAAAUUACUAUUAACUGA
This is a messenger RNA of Leptonychotes weddellii (Weddell seal), 2025 nucleotides long. RefSeq names its product lysyl oxidase (gene LOX). Gene Ontology annotation, biological process: peptidyl-lysine oxidation; collagen fibril organization. NCBI's taxonomy places the organism in Eukaryota, Metazoa, Chordata, Mammalia, Carnivora, Phocidae. The record is from RefSeq and is a predicted model, not a curated record. Gene Ontology annotation, molecular function: protein-lysine 6-oxidase activity; copper ion binding.